Fraxinus pennsylvanica is the source of this 534-nucleotide messenger RNA. The record is from the annotation of a GenBank genome assembly. Lineage: Eukaryota; Viridiplantae; Streptophyta; Magnoliopsida; Lamiales; Oleaceae.
AUGGAUCCGUCGCGCAUUACCUUGCGCGGAUUCAGGCCAACAGACGCCGACGAUUUAUUCUCUUGGGCAGGCGAUGAUAGAGUUACCAGGUCCCUCAGAUGGAAGACUUUGACAUCCAACCAAGAGGCGUUGACUUUCAUCAAAGAAGUCUGCAUGCCACAUCCUUGGCGACGGUCGAUAUGCAUCGAUGACCGUUCGAUCGGAUUCAUCUCGGUCUUCCCAGGAUCGGGCGAUGAUAGGUGUCGAGCGGAUAUCGGGUAUGCCAUAGCAGUCGAAUUUUGGGGCAAAGGGAUUGCUAGUAAAGCUGUCGAGAUGGCCAUUCCUCAGGUGUUUCGAGAUUUUCCUGAAAUAGUAAGGCUGCAGGCUCAUGUUGCUGUAGAGAAUAAGGCCUCUCAGCGGGUUUUGGAGAAAACCGGGUUUAGCAAGGAUGGUCUGUUGAGAAAGUACUCAUACCUUAAGGGGAGAAUUCAUGACUUGAUCGUUUACAGUAUUUUAUCCCCAGAAAUAGAAGUCCUUCCUUCACACUCUUGUUGA